Messenger RNA from Melampsora larici-populina 98AG31, 6036 nucleotides. RefSeq lists its product as hypothetical. Lineage: Eukaryota; Fungi; Basidiomycota; Pucciniomycetes; Pucciniales; Melampsoraceae. Gene Ontology annotation, molecular function: structural constituent of nuclear pore. The record is from RefSeq and is a predicted model, not a curated record. Bases 1 to 6036 code for a protein of 2011 amino acids. The transcript is spliced from 18 exons. Gene Ontology annotation, biological process: mRNA export from nucleus; protein import into nucleus. Gene Ontology annotation, cellular component: nuclear pore.
AUGUCCGAGGCGAUGCAGGAUUCAGAUUUGCCUCAGCCGGCAGUAGCUUGCGUGAAUGGCGAUGGGAUGGACGCGACCUCUAAUUCGAUCGUCUCUGCGCUACAGACAGAGCUAGAUGAACUCAAAGCUGAACUCAAACGGGUUCAGAUCGAAUCAGAAUCCGAUCUCAACGAGUCCAACGGCCGCGUACUUGAACUGGAAACAAAACUUUCAAAUCAAUCGAACCUUCAAAUUCAACUUGAUGCCAGCCUCAAGGAAGUGAACUCUUUGAAAGAAGCACUGAAGACAAGGACGGGAAGUAACGAAGAGUCUCAAGAGAAAAUUUCAAAAUUAGAAAGUGAAAAAAAUGACUUGUUAGAAGUGGUCAGAGACAGUCAAAAGGAGUAUGCUGAUUUAGAAGCUGAAACGCAAUCGAAAGCUGAACAGUUGGAUAUGGCCAGAGCUGAGAUUCGAAAAUUGGAGACGACCCUCGCAACUUCUCAAGAAGCUGAACGAGUCGCCCGAUUACAGGCUCAGGCUCUCGAGUCUAGUUCCAAUCUUGUCAGCGCUGAUCGGGACUUUUAUGUGAAAGAAUUAGAAGAAUCUCGAAUGGGCUGGCAAAAAUUUAGGACUGACAGUCACCAAGAAAUAUCUCGUCUUCAAACGGAGCUAGACAAACUUACCCACGCCCACGAUCAUCUCACUACAUCUAAUACCGCCCUUCACACUCAACACACCAGCCUUCAGGAGCACCACAAUGAAACCAUCGAGAAACUCAAAGAUCUUUCACACCGGCAUAUUGAAGAGGCAGCCGCUUUCCAAUCAGAAAUCGAGAUUCAAAAGCGAGUUACACAAUUAAUGGAUCAGCGCGAUAAGGAUCGAGGUCGCCGUAUGGAAGAAAUUGAAUCGGAAUGGAACACUCGGCGUACAGAACUGGAAGAGCGGGAGAAAGCCUUGGACGAAGAAUUGGGACGAGAAAGAGCGCGUUACAACGAGCUAGAAAAGAAACUGGCACAAAACCAAAGUGUUCUCGAUAAUGUGCUUGCAUCAGAAACCCCUGGUUACGAUUUCCCAGAUGAAGGACAUUCGAAUGGCGACAUCAACCUUGGGAAUGCCACCCCAGGCUCUCCACUCAACCGUCUACGGAAUGGCUCGGCUCUGCGUAAUGGACUCAGUCCAGCUGCUGCCAUGGUCAAUAAUCUCCAACGGAGCGGCAAGAGUCUUACUCAGAUAUACACCGAAAAGAUGUUGCUUGAAGAGCAAUUGGCGGAAUCGAAAGAUGAGAACCUUCGUUUGAGCGAGUGUUUAGCUACAAUCAUGGGUGAGAUUCAAGACAAGGCGCCAGUCAUUCAACAACAACGUGUAGAAGCCGAGAGGAUCAGACUGGAGUUAGAUGAGCUAACCACGGAGCUUACGACGUCGAUUGAACAGAAGGAAGAGGCUGAACGCAAAUAUGAAAGUUGUCUCCUCGAUCUCAAGGGCCUUCAACGUGAUCAUGAUCUAUCGAACCGUCAACUACAGGAUUUGAGUUUGCAAGUCCGUGUUUUGACAAAAGAAGUGACGAUUCGCGAUCGUGGAGACAGCCGCGGUUUGAAUGGAGAUGAGGAUGACCUGGCCAAUGAAGCCAGAAACGGAUACAUCAACCUCGAGGAUGAGACAGAAGAUCCCCUCCUCUCCAAUGAUCUCGUCACAUUCAAGGAUAUUGCCGAGCUGCAGCACAAGAAUCUCAAAUUGUUAGCAGUAGCUCGUCAAUUGACUGCCAAGCUGCAAGAACUAGAAGCGAAUCGCGCGAUGAGUGACGAUGAAGAUGAAGACGAUCAAGCCGCGAAACAAGCGGUGGAAGAGGCUCAUGAACUAAUUCUUCGCUUAAAAUCCGAUGUGGAAUCUGCUCAGCGCAAGAGUGAGGCCUUGUCACGCGAAAGAGACAUGCUGAGACGUAUGUUGAGUCAAUCGCAACAAACGAACCUCUCAUCUGAGGCUUCACAUGUCAACCAGGGCCAUGGCCAACAGUCAAUGAACGGGUCUCAUCAGCAAUUUGAAGAGCUUCAUGCCCAGUUCGAAGCUUACAAGACCGAGAUCGGAGCUGACUCGAAACGACUUAACGAAGACUUGAAUCGAGCCCGUUCAGAUCUUUCUCAGGCGCAGGUAUCGCUAGCCAAAGCUAAUGCUCAGAUUGAGUAUCUCAACGAGCGUCACAGAAACAUCGAUCAGACAAGUGCUUUACAGACACAGGAAAUCCAGAGUCUUACCAAGACAAGUAUCAAAUUACAAGAGCAGCUCGUACAAAAUGAAAUGCGGCUUCAUCAGGCGAAUGAAAGUGCAACUGAGCUCAAGACACAAUGUACAGUAUUACAGCAUCAAGUGCAUACCCUCACCACAGAGAAAGAGGUCUGGAAAGGAGUGGAAAGUCGCUUGACGGCCGAAAACGGUAAUUUGAUCCGAGAACGAGAUGGCAUUAGUGGUAUCUUGAAGAACAUGCGUUCGAUGCAAGGCGAGUUGGAACGCAACUCUUCUGAUGGCCGACGCCGACUAGAAAAUCAGGUUACUAGGCUGGAAGCCCGAGUUCAAGAACUAAAAGAUAAGUUGAAGAACGAAUCUGAAAGUCUCAAACAAGUCACUUUACAGCGAGAGUUGGACAACAGAGACUUCCAAAUGCGAAUAGAUAAACUGAGUGGUGACUAUGUUGCUGCUCGGGAAAACCUCGUUGUCGCACAGACCAAACAAGAGCAUUUGGAAGCCAGAGUCAAGGAGCUUUCUGGCCAAAUUACCAUGAAAGAAGAUCGAUUGAAUGUCUAUGAGCGCUACGGAGUAUCUAAUACAUCGACAAGUCAAGGCUCAGGUGACGGUAAUGGAGCCCAAGCCUCUACCCUGAGUCAACAGCAGAAGCUGGAGAUCGAGAACGCUCAAUUGAAACGCGACUUGAUAGCUGCCAAAGAAGAGACGGCCAAAGCCAAACAGAAUGUCGAAGAGUUUAAACUUAUUGCCCAAACAGCAGAGACUGCGUUGGUAUCACUCACAUCCACUCACGAUGAGUACAAAUCUACCCAAGAGGCCGACUUAUCACAAAAACAGACUGCUUUUGCUACGUUGGAAGAGCAAACCAAGAAGCUCACCGAGAACUUGGAAGUUGCGUCUGCUCUCAAUAAGGAGUUGCAGCAAAUGCUCGACAAUCAAAGAUCCGAGUUCGAGACCGAAAAGGCACGUUUGCUAUCGACGUUAACGGGUCUUCAGGAUAUUGAAGAGAGAGUCAAAGCACGAGAAAGCGAGCUACGAGCCGAGGGUGAUCAGCAACGAGCGCUAGCCAAUGAGAAUCAUAAUCGAUAUCAGGCUGAGGUACAGAAUCACGCCAUCUCGUUGAACGAAUUAUCGACCCUUAAAGAGCAACUUGACAAGGCUCGGGCCAAGAUUACUGCUGCAAAUACUGCAGCCGAUACCGCCAAUGCAAAGUUGCUAGGAUCGGAAGCUAGUUGGGCUGAGCAAAAAGUUACCUUCGCAAAAGAAAUUGAGGGACUCUCAGAAAGAUGUGAAGAUCUCAGGAAGCAAAACACCCUGCUGCAUGAGCAUUUGGAAUCCGUCAGCUCACAAGCAGCCCAAAUUUCUAAUGACUCCAUCAACUCAGCGGCUGGUAUGCUUAACGCAGCCGAAGAAAGCACUUUGGAAGAUACUGACGAAAACAAAACACAAUCGAUUCAGCAAUUACGCGGGCUGAUCAGAUACUUGAGAAAUAAUCACGAUUUGAUUCAAAACCAGCUAUCAUUGGCUAAACAUGAAUCUGAACGCUUGCAAAAGCAACUACAUCAUACCUCAAAGGACCUGGACCAGACUCGGUCCGAGUUGAACCAGGAGCGGGAACGCACUCGACAAGGAUAUGUAUCCUCUUCGGAGUAUACUCAAUUGCUAGAUCAAAUCAAUACGCUGAAUAUGGUCCGUGAAAGUAAUGCGACUCUGAGGGAUGAGUUUGUUCGAUCGGACCGCAAAGCUAAGGAUCUAGAAGCAAAAUUGCAACAAACAAAUGCAAAGCUAGUGCCCCUGGAAACCGAACUUCGGGAGGUGAAAGCAGUCGUGCAACAAUAUCAGCAAGAAAUUAGUCUUCUGACCGAAGAUAACGAACGAUGGAAAGCAAGAAAUCAACAGAUAUUGGAGAAAUACGAACGUAUUGAUCCUGCUGAGGUGCAAGCUCUUCGUGAUAGCAUCAUUCAACACGAGGCUGAAAAUACCCGACUACGUGCAGAUUGUGCUGAAAAGCAGGAUAGGUUUGUUCGUUUACAAACCUUCGCGCGCGAGCAGAGAACGAAAUUGAGUGUGACAGAGGCUGAACUGAGCUCGCAACGGGAAGCCAUUCAACAAGCAGAAGGCCAAGCUCAAGAACAACGCGAUCUGGUUGGAAGACUUCAACAAGAGAAGGCAGACCUAGAAAGGUCUCUGGCCGAUGCAAUUGCUCAUAAGAAGCAACUUGCCGAACUUCAAACUGCAAUAGACGAGUCAAAGGUUGAGAUGGAGAAGCGGCAGGCUGCAGUUGAUUCGCUUACAAAGGCAAACUCUGCUCUUAUUACCGAGAAGCAAGAGAUUGAUGCGGCAAAGCAGAAUUUGGAGUCAGAGAUCAAGAAAUUGACCGCCAAUACAUCACAACUGCCGCCUGCACCAAUGUCCGAAGAGUUGAUUGAAGCAGAGGUCACCAAACGAUUAGACGCAAAGUUGGCAUCAAUUCCAUCUAAUGGAGGUCCUACUAUCACACCCGCUUCUAGCGACGAGCUACAAAAAGCUGAAGCGCUCGCCAUCUCUCAAAGAGAGGCGGCGGUGCAACAGGCCAUGGAGGAUACGACAAAGAAAGUGACUGCGGAGUGUGAGAAGAGAAGAGAAGCCGAUAUCGCUAAGCUCAAGCUCGAACUUUCGGUUCCGCCUGACGAGGCAGUCAACGCGCUAUUGAUACAAAAACAAGCUGCCUUGAAAGCUGAAUGGGAAGCGGGAGCUCAAGUCAAGGAGCAGCAGCUUGAAUCACGAUUGAAAGCGGCUUUGGAAGCAGUCGAAAAGGCUGAAAAGGCGGUAGUUCAACAAUCCGCGUCCAUCUCAUCGCCGCCGGUUGGUUACUCGGAAAAGCAGCUCCAAGAGAAGGUCGAAAAGGCAGUUUCCGACGUUCUGGCAGCCAAGGAGAUCGAAUUCAAAAAUAAGGAGGCCGCACUGCUAGAAGCACACAGAAUUGACAAAGUGGCCACUAUUGACGACCUUAGAAUCAAGAUCGCCAACGAGGCAAAGACCAAGGAGAAAGUUACACAGCUUCAACUCAAAAAAUGCCAAGCGCAACUAGCGCAAUACAAGGAGCGAGAUAGCGCUGCAAGUCAAUCGCAAUUGGCCACUACUCCAGCUGCGACGUCUUCAACGCCCGCAAGCAAUGCGACUCAGGUGUCUGCGCCUUCCGUUAUCCCACAAGUUCCAGUUUCUGGCAAUACACUUGCAGCUGCCCCGGUGACCGGCCCACCUGCGACCGUCACUCCGUCUACCGAAACGCCACCCCAAACAUCUCCUAUCCCGACUUUGACAGGUAACGGUGCUGCUGUCAGACCCGCAGCUCCUACUAUUACGUUUGGAAGAGGUUCGCGCCCAGCUGGACGCGGUAUAGGACGUGUUGCUCACGGUGGUCGCGGGCGGGGUAUCGAUUCAUUACCAGCGGAGGGGAGGAUGGUGGAGAAGCCUGGGUUGACUAGUAAUAUCGCUGGAAGGGGUGGUCCUUCGUUGGCCAUUCGAGGAGUCGCUGCCACCAAGCGAGGAUCAUUGGGUGCUGGAAUGUUAAAUGCGGCAGUAAGAGCAGCUACCAGUGGUGCAUCGACCCCAAAUGAACUCAGUACGUCUGAAGGUCCUAUGGCCAACUUUGGUACAGUAGGUAAACGGGCAAGAGAGGAGGAGGCUGCAAGUGUUCAGGCCGAAGCAUCGAACGUCGAUGGAAAUGCGAAACGUCCGAAAUCAAACGUUGGAGGGGAGGAGACAGUUAAUCAGACUACUACAAAUGCGGGAGGAUUAGCCUCAAGGUUGAGCAAAGUGAAAAAGGUCCUACUUAUGUGA